Messenger RNA from Nicrophorus vespilloides, 1365 nucleotides. Its product is annotated as proton-coupled amino acid transporter-like protein CG1139. Gene Ontology annotation, biological process: amino acid transmembrane transport. Gene Ontology annotation, cellular component: vacuolar membrane. The record is from RefSeq and is a predicted model, not a curated record. Gene Ontology annotation, molecular function: amino acid transmembrane transporter activity. The transcript is spliced from 8 exons. Lineage: Eukaryota; Metazoa; Arthropoda; Insecta; Coleoptera; Silphidae. The coding region runs from base 1 to 1344 and encodes 447 amino acids.
AUGAAGAAGGAUGUUGAGAACAAAGCCAAAGAUGAUGACGAUUACAAUCCGCAUUUACAUCGCGAAAUUCCACACGGAACCAAUUAUUUCGAAACCGUGGUUAACAUGAUCAAAGGAGCUUUAGGAACCGGAAUUCUGGCAAUGCCUAACGCCUUCUUCAACUCUGGUUUAAUGGUCGGAUUAAUUGGUACACUUGUGAUAGGUUUCAUAUGCACUUACUGUCUUCACAUACUGUUGAAAAACCAAUACAGAUUAUGUAAAAGGUUGAAAGUUCCAUUCCUCACGUACGGUGAAUCAAUGAAAUUCGCGAUGAAAGAUUGCCCGUCCGGAUGUGUUCGGGCAAUGGCAGGUUUUUUCGAAGGUAUGGUGGACUUCUUCAUAAUCGUUUAUCAAUUGGGCAUUUGCUGCGUUUACGCAAUUUUCAUCCCUGGCAACGUUAAAUUGGUUGUUGAAAAAUUCACUGGAUUCGAGAUGUCCUUGAUCUUUUACAUACUGAUAUUCCACAUCCCUUUGAUCCUGAUUUGCUGCAUCAGGACUUUAAAGGUCUUGGCCAUCUUCUCGAUGAUUUCUAACAUCACUAUGCUCGUAGCGUUCACAAUCAUCGGGUAUUUCGUCUUCCAAAAUUUGCCGAACAUUAAGGAACUGCCGGCAUUUAACAGUUUCUACACUUUACCGUUGUUCUUCGGUACGACGCUCUUCGCGCUUGAAGCGGUUGGAGUGAUAAUGUCGCUGGAAAAAAACAUGUUGAAGCCUUGGCAAUUCGUAGGAUGGUUUGGGGUUUUGAAUGUAUCCAUGGUCAUCGUGACGUUGCUUUAUGCAGCUGUUGGAUUCUUUGGAUAUUGGAAAUACGAAGAGGAAACGAAGCCAAGUAUUACAUACAAUAUGCCACAAACACAUUAUUUAUCGGCUGUCGUCCAGAUUCUAUACGCCUUAGCAAUUUACCUCACUUUCGGCUUACAAGCUUACCCACCUAUGAGAUACUUAAUCGGAUACGCGGCCAUCACUAAGAAGUAUCAGGAGAGCACGAAUCAAUGGAUUAUCGAUCAUUUAAUCAUCGUGAUCUCAAUAUCUUUUGCCAUUCUUGCAGCAGCGGCCAUCCCGCUUUUAGCAUUAUUCAUCUCUCUAUUAGGAGCGUUCUGCUUAUCAGCUUUAGGCUUCUCUUUUCCUGCUUUACUGGAAAUAUUCGUGAGGUGGCCUGACUCGGAUUUUGGUAAAGGCGGAAUCGUUAUGCUUCAGGAUCUGUUCUUCAUCUGCUUCGGAUGCUUCGGGUUGGUGGUGGGAACGUAUUGUUCAUUAUCGGAGAUAGUGAUAGCAUUGAACAAUCAAACAACAAGCAGUUCUUAGGUUUCGUGCGCGUCGUAUAUU